AUGUCCCGCUCUUUCUAUGUCGGCUCCUUAAUCAUCAAAGCCUCCUCGAGGCCGGCUCCAUCCCUGCCUGAGCAUCACCACGGCCAGGACUUCUUCAUCCCUCUCAGCAUGCCUUCUCCCCUCGUCAUGUCCGUGUCGGGCCCGGGCUGCCCGUCCCGCAAGAGCGGCGCGUUCUGCGUCUGCCCGCUCUGUGUCACCUCGCACCUGCACCCCUCCCGCGGCGGCGGCGGCGGGGGUGGCGGCGGGGCCAUCCCCCUGCUCAAGACCCAGAAAGCUGCGGUAGAAUGUCUUUUCUCUCUUUUUUCCCUUUCCCCCGUCCCACUGAAGUUCUCUCUUCUCUCCCGUCCAGGAGGGUCCGAUUCCAGUCAAAUUCAAAACGGGAAAAGGAUGAGGACUGCUUUCACCAGCACCCAGCUCUUGGAGCUGGAGAGGGAGUUCUCCUCCAACAUGUACCUGUCCCGCCUUCGGAGGAUCGAGAUAGCCACCUACCUGAACCUGUCCGAGAAGCAAGUGAAAAUCUGGUUCCAAAACAGGAGGGUGAAGCACAAGAAAGAAGGCAAAGGCACCCAGCGGAACUCGCACGGAGGCUGCAAGUGCAGCACCAGUCAGGGGCACUACCCCAGGUCGGAGGACGAAGAGUCACUAUCCCCCUCAUCGGCUACGGAGGAUAAAGAAAUAUCCCCGUUAUGA
Chaetura pelagica (chimney swift) is the source of this 690-nucleotide messenger RNA. RefSeq names its product GS homeobox 2 (gene GSX2). The transcript is spliced from 2 exons. The record is from RefSeq and is a predicted model, not a curated record. Bases 1 to 690 code for a protein of 229 amino acids. Gene Ontology annotation, molecular function: sequence-specific double-stranded DNA binding; DNA-binding transcription factor activity, RNA polymerase II-specific. Gene Ontology annotation, cellular component: nucleus. Lineage: Eukaryota; Metazoa; Chordata; Aves; Apodiformes; Apodidae. Gene Ontology annotation, biological process: regulation of DNA-templated transcription.